UCCGGGGUCAUCUGAGUUGCUUUUCUGACCGUUACUCUCAAUUUCUUUACUAAUUUUUGGCCAUAAUUUAGCAACCAUGUAAUAAUCCAAACAACAUUAAUGCCGGGAUCCAGAAGAUCCUACAGUACAAGUGCCAUCUGUGUCUGAUGAAUUUACCGGUGCUAUCGCUGGGCUGCCAUCAUGGUUGUCCAGGCUGCAGCCCCACCCCCGUGACAGGAUGACAGAACAGACUUAAAUCAGCGUGUUGUAGUUUUGGACUAUAUGACCAUGUUUCGGAAUGUCUUUAGUGGCUGUGUUUCCGACCGAAGCACAAGAACUAAAGCCAUGCGAUCUCAUAAGCUCAAAUUUGGCGCUCCUAUGCAUGUAGCUCUGAAGAAUGGAUACCUGCCAACACCUCUUAUAGAUAUACUAGUGUAUAUAGCUCAGGAAGGGGUUGGAACUGUUGAUCUGUUCCGUCGUCCAGGAAACCCAGCAGACAUUCGCCACAUUGUAAAACGUUUGUCCGAGGGAAAACCAGUGACAUACACUCGAUACAGCUUCUAUACUCUGGCAUCAGUCUUAAAGCGUUAUCUUCUGCGCCUGCCUGGAGGUGUUUUUACGCCGCAAGGAGAAGAAUGUUUGCUUCAGGUGUUGAGUCUAGGACACCGAUCAGAACAAUUUCAAGCAGUCCAUGACUUCAUUCAGACCCUCAGCUCUGCCCACCAACAUCUCAUUUCACUUCUGUUUGGCACGUGGUUCCGUAUCGUGAACCACUCGGAGAUCAACUUCAUGACGCUGGAGGCGUUGUCGCGGAGCUGCGCUGGCUCUGUGUUCCACACCUGCGCCGACGACCCCGCGAAGGUGGAGAAGGCGAGCCGCCUCAUGCAGCUCAUGGUCGACAACUUCGGCACAUCCGUCAUGUUCGGGCGCGAGAAUAUUGAAUACUUCACCGAGACCACGCGCACAGGGAUACAUGUGCGGGAGAUGUUCCGUUAUGAGUACCAGUACCCAUCUGAGGAUCUUCUACCUCGUGAGGUGUCUCUGGGAUGGUUUUUCAUCUUCCUCCUGGGGGAAGCUAAAACACAUGGCUUUGAUCUUGAUCACAAUGAUGUGUCAGAUGAGUUUAUUGAGAUGACGAGAAUGGAGGGAGACUCGCAGCGGGAACAUGAACACCAUCCGAGUGAGAGUCCGGAACCAAGCUCACCAUUCAUGGGCAGACCACGCACCUCGAAGCCGGAGAACUCGCAGCUCACCAUUACCGUGACAACAGUCUCGGCUCCUGAAGUCUCCAUCAUGCCUUCGCCUGAAGUUUCUAAGAGACCAAAAUCUGUAGAAGAUAGUUUAAAUGAAGUAACUAACUAUUAUCAAAGUCGAAGUCUUAGUCGUUUUAACUCUGUGAAGAGAAAGCAGCUAGAACGCUUGCGGCAGAGAUCCGACUGGUUUCUAGGACCCAAUCGGGAGCGAAUGUCGAUUGAAAAAAAAGAAAGUCUAUCGAAGAAGGGUUCGGGCAACUCGGGCGCAUCUGUGACGAAGGCUUCCUCGGAGGGCGCCGUGCUGGACGUGUUGAACGACACAGACAGUGUGUUUUCUGACAACACUAGUCGCAGCGAGAGCCCGGCCUCAGAGCCAGUACGCAGCCUCUUCUACACCGGGCGCCGCGACAUCAUGCACAGCGACACGCUGGCUGAGAUGAGCACGCCCGAACUGCACCACUUCCACCACUCGGAGGAGGUCACCGACGAAGAGAUGUCUGCGAGGGAGGACCAUGGGGAGGUGACUGACGAGGAGAUGUCUGCGAGGGAGGACCAUGGGGAAGUGACUGACGAGGAGAUGUCUGCGAGGGAGGAUCAUGGGGAAGUGACUGACGAGGAGAUAUCUGCGAGGGAGGAUCCCGGGGACAUAACGGAUGAGGAUAUGACGGAGUCCGAUAUAAGAUGUUAUGUUGUCGACCACCAGUUCGGCAUGGGCGGCAAGCACCUCGAUUCCUAGCACCUGUGAUAAGAAACAAAAACUAACAAAAACUCUUAGGGGUCUUGUCUAUUUUUAUACAUGCACAUCCUCAUCAUCAUUUCCCCGACUCUCAUCUUGGACUUCUCUCAUUCAGUAGCUGGCGUGCGAAGAAUUUCACUCCAUUUCUGUGCAUUAGUGUGUGGUUGCUGUGCUGGUCGCCAUCAUGAUCAACUUGAAGCAGCUGGAAGAAAGAAAACAAAUUGUUGGUUAAUUUUUCUAGAUGGUUGAUCUGUUGUUAAGAAGAUAGUUCAUUAUUUUUUAGGGAGAUCAUUAGUUUGUCUUAAGAUCUUUGUUACUUUUAAAGAGUCCUUUGGCAAGGCUUCUAGAAUUUUCUAAAAAUCUUCUAGCAAUGGGAUCAGUAAUUUUCAAAAUUCACCAGCCAUAGGUAAUAAUCUACUAGCCCUACUUCUGUAUUUUCUAUUAAAACUAGAAAAUAAAAACCAAACUCAAAUUCGGCCUAAACUUUAUUAUCACUAUAUAAUAAUUAAAAUGUAAUUAGUAAUGUUAUUUGUAUAAAUACUAUCAACUAUUCCCAAUACAUUAAUGUUUAUGUAUAUAUAUUUAGUACUAUGCAGAGUACACGAGAUUGAAACCGGGGUAUGCAGGCCUUUCCCCAGGAUUUUAUUUAAGGCGCUUACAUUUUUAGCAUCAGUAUAACACAAAUCAAGCCAACAUAAGUGGGGUAGUGGGUUGAAAAUAGUUACGUGUU
Molecule: messenger RNA, 2698 nt
Organism: Gigantopelta aegis
Lineage: Eukaryota; Metazoa; Mollusca; Gastropoda; Neomphalida; Peltospiridae
Exons: 9
Coding region: 262-1968 (568 amino acids)
Biological process (GO): signal transduction
Molecular function (GO): GTPase activator activity
Source: RefSeq, a predicted model, not a curated record